Messenger RNA from Dacryopinax primogenitus, 1188 nucleotides. RefSeq lists its product as uncharacterized. Bases 1 to 1188 code for a protein of 395 amino acids. Lineage: Eukaryota; Fungi; Basidiomycota; Dacrymycetes; Dacrymycetales; Dacrymycetaceae. The transcript is spliced from 4 exons. The record is from RefSeq and is a predicted model, not a curated record.
AUGUCCACCUCUGGAAGCCCGAGCCAGUCGAUCUCCGCAACCGAAGGGGCACACGAUACGGAGAGGCUGGCGGCCAAUCUGAUCGCCAUGCUGCAGUCAAAUCAAGUGGGCAGCGAGACCACCUCGUCCCAAGUCGUCGCUCAGGUCAUGGAGCUGCUCACGAGGAAGGCUCCUGGAGCUGGCCCUUCGUCGUCUCUGCCCUCCGCAGCCUCUCAGCACCACUUGUCCUCUUCUCCCUCAAUGACUCGGAUUCCUCCUUCACGUCCCGAUCAUUUUGUGCCCACUAGUGCUCCUUCCAUUCUCCCUCUAUCGCCCUCCAUACCGUCUCCCGAUGAUCCUCACGUCGCAUUGCAUGCUGAGUCCGGAGUCGAAGAGCUCCUUCACCGAUUGACCGACCUGGAACAAGCUCAUAGGGAUGCCAGCAUUAGUACGAGGAGACGUCGCAGACCCACUCGACUCACUGAUGACGAUGAGGAACCGUAUUCCAAGCAUCAGUGCGGUACGCACCUCGUGAGCCGCCUACAGAGAGAUCGGUUGGACGAAAUGGACCUCCCAGUCCGCGCGUACCUGCAGAAGGAAGUCCGCAAGACAAUGUACAACCUGAUCGGAUACCAGAGGGGCGCGCUUAUGCCCGACAUCAGCGGUCCUCUUGUUGCACGCUCUGGUCUGUUCCUUGUGCCGGAUUUCAAGGCUGGCAUAAAUGCCCCACCGAAUCGACUUAUCCAAGGGCGUGAGGCCGAAAUGGUGCUUGCCUACGAGCGUGAUCACCCUGGGACGGUCCCCGAGACCCACCGUGAGCGAUGGCUCCAAGCUGGCGUCCUACUUGAUCUUGCGCGUGCUUCCUGGCCAGCGAUGAAGUUGAUGCACACUGAACAGAGGCUUGCUGAGUUGGACGGCGGUGAGAAGAAAAUGCGGAGGGAACGAGAGGCUCGGAGAAUCGAGAGGCGCAAGACGGUCAGUGCGACUCCUUUCCACAUGGAGCUGAAUUCACGUACGGAUCCGCAGCGCGGCCAGCAACCCCGGGACGCCAUUGUUGACUUCUGCCAGGAGCAUGAUCUCGACCAUCAGGAGAUGCGUAAUGCUCUGGUCGACGAGGAAUGGUUGGAGAGGAGUGGUCCUGUGAUGAGGACGGGACGCGAAACAAGAGCUGGAGGCAAAAGCUCUUCGAGGCAGGUGCAAUCUCCCUGA